AUGCCUACCAAGUUCAAACUUAACACUGGCGCAGAAAUCCCGGCCCUUGGAUUCGGGACAUGGCAAGAUGAGCAAGCCCAGGAAGACGCCGUAACCGAGGCGCUUAAAGCCGGCUAUCGGCACAUCGACACUGCACGAGUAUAUCUCACUGAGAAAGCGGUCGGUAAAGCAAUCAAGAAGAGUGGCAUCCCUCGUGAAGAACUCUUCAUCACGACCAAGCUAUGGAACAACAAGCACCAUCCGGACGAUGUAGCGCCCGCAUUGCAGCAAUCCCUUGAUGAUCUGGAAUUGGAAUUUGUCGACCUGUAUCUGAUCCAUUGGCCUGUCGCUUGGAAACGCGGAGAAGAACUCUUUCCCAAGAAGAACGGGAAUAUGCUCCUGGAGGAUAUCGAUAUCGUCGACACAUACAAGGCCAUGGAGAAGCUGCUGAGCACCGGAAAAGUCAAAGCCAUCGGUGUCUCAAACUUUUCCAAAGCCGAGAUGGAACGACUUCUACAGAACACGUCCGUCGUCCCGGCAGUUCACCAGAUGGAGUGUCACCCCUGGCUCCAGCAACGGGAAUUCACUGCAUGGCACCGUGCGAAAGGUAUUCAUGUCACACACUACUCGCCUUUGGGGAAUCAGAAUCAGCUUUACGGUGAGAAGGGCUCGAUUGGAAAGUUGAUCGACGAGCCUAUUCUCGCUGAAAUCGGCAAGCAAUACGAAAAGAGCGCAGCUCAAGUCACCCUAGCGUGGGGUGUGACUCAGGGUCAUUCAGUUCUUCCAAAGUCGAAAACGCCCUCGCGAAUUCAGUCUAAUCUCAAGGGCGACUUCAGAUUAGGACCCCAUGAUAUGGAGAAAAUCCAGUACAUUAACAAGAAGCUUCGUUUUAACGACAGCAGUGCGGAGUUCGGGCGAGAUUUCUUUACUGAUCUAGAGGGCAAAUAA
Messenger RNA from Penicillium daleae, 927 nucleotides. Its product is annotated as aldo/keto reductase. The transcript has 4 exons. The coding region runs from base 1 to 927 and encodes 308 amino acids. NCBI's taxonomy places the organism in Eukaryota, Fungi, Ascomycota, Eurotiomycetes, Eurotiales, Aspergillaceae. The record is from RefSeq and is a predicted model, not a curated record. Gene Ontology annotation, cellular component: cytosol. Gene Ontology annotation, molecular function: aldose reductase (NADPH) activity.